AUGCUUGAAGCUGCACCGCUAAUACAGACUGAAGAUCAAUAUGGCCAGGUGCUGCUGAAUUGCUCCAAACGCUGGACCAAUGUGUCUGCACACGGAGGAUUUAAGGGGCGAGCUGCGCACUCGGCGACAGCUCUUGACGACAAGUCGAUCUUGAUCUUCGGUGGUUGGUGUCAGAAGGAAGGUAAAAUAUCGUGCUUUGAUGAUGUGUGGCUGUUCGAUGCGUUGCAACGACGGUGGACGGAGGUUGUGCUUGCCGCGGACUCAGACAAGCCAGAAGCACGUGGAGGCCAUGCUGCCGGGGGCUGGCCUGGACAUGUCAUCGUAUAUGGGGGUGAGUCAGAGCGGCGGCAAUUGCGGGAUUGCUGGUUACUGAGAAUUGACCAAUCGCGGUGGCAUCGGGUCCAAGCAUCUGGCAGGCAGCCAGGGCCAAGGUUAGGAUGUUGUGGUUUGGUGAUGGUGCAUUCGUGUCUUGUGUUGGGCGACUGCAGAACCAGCGAUGUGGCACAGCUGGACUUGGCUACAGCUUGUUGGAAAUCUUGCAGGGGCGAUGGAGAAGUUCCAGAUGCCCGGGAAUUUUACCAAGUCGCCCAAUGUAAUGCCACGAGCUUCGUUGUUUGCGGUGGACGACCUCAUCCCGAGCAGCAGGACAUGUCAAUGUUUCUGGCUGAUAUCUUAGUUCCCAUGCCGUCAGAUACAGAUGACUCAGAUGAUAUUUUAACUAUUAGAUGGUCGCGUGUGAUUUCUCAGGGCAGUCCGCCAGUGGACCGUUUUGGAUGCGGUCUUGUUGCCUUGACUGGAUCUUACAUGGUAAUCUUCGGCGGAACCAGCAAGAGAGGGCAGGAAGAGGAUGCAUACGUGUGCCUCCUGGAUCGAAGCGUGGACUGUAAAGCCACCUGGGCUCAGGUGAACGACUCUGGAGACAGCCAGCCGACAAAGCGAGAUGGCUUUGUGAUGGUUGGGCUACCUGAUUCGAGUGGUAUCGGCACGCGGAUAUUCUUGUCUGGUGGGGGAGUGUGGAAUGACAACUUGUACCACAGUGACACGUGGGUCUUUGACAUCAACAUCCAUGAUGACGUGAAGAAGGCAAUAUCUGAUUCUCAGGGCGCAUUCGUGAAAAGGGUUGUGGGUGUCGUCCGCUUGCUCUUUGAAGAUGUUAUCCAAGGGGUAUUGCAGAUCCUUUUUUUGGCUGAGUUCUGGCAGAAACUGCACUGGACGAGCCGUGCGUUCACUAUUAGCUCUGUCGUUGCAGGACUGGCAUGUUCCGCGGGCGGACCUGUCAACGAAUAUAUUGCAGAGCUGCGUCAUCGUGAAGACCAGCGUCGCCUGCAGCAGAGUGUCGAGAGAUUGCGGGCAGAAACAACGCUGCAAAGCUCGUGGAAGAAGGAGGCAAUCUGCUAG
Messenger RNA from Symbiodinium sp. CCMP2456, 1398 nucleotides. NCBI's taxonomy places the organism in Eukaryota, Dinophyceae, Suessiales, Symbiodiniaceae. The record is from the annotation of a GenBank genome assembly.